This is a messenger RNA of Panicum hallii, 1594 nucleotides long. RefSeq names its product glutathione S-transferase T2-like. The record is from RefSeq and is a predicted model, not a curated record. Bases 386 to 1525 code for a protein of 379 amino acids. The transcript has 4 exons. Lineage: Eukaryota; Viridiplantae; Streptophyta; Magnoliopsida; Poales; Poaceae.
GCCCAUUGCGUCUCGGAAAAACGGAUACCUCCCUCCCGUCCCGCAGAUCUGCGCGACCCCCCGGCCUCCCAUCCCAACCGUCGCUCCCGUCCUCCCCUUCUCCCUCUCUGGUGCAUCUCGGGCGGGCGGAGGCGUGCUUCUGCUGCGCCGUUCCUCGCCGGCGCCUAGGUCGCAUCGGACCACCACCGCCAGAUUUGCCGUUCUCGGGCGGACGGAGCACCGCCACCACCACCACUGGCGCGGACGAAGAUCCGGCGCGGACGGACCACCCCCACCGCUUCUCGGGGGGACGGAGAAGCAGCUGCAAGAGCCGGCGGCGCACAAGGUCUUCUUCAUCCCCCAGCGCUGGAUCUUCCACGGCUCCGGCACCAUCUGCAGCAGCGAUAUGGAGAACGUGUGGAAUGAACUUGAUGAUGGUAGCCAACAUGGCUUUGGUGUGGCUAGUUGCACCCCAUAUACUGAUUUGCUUGGUUGCCAAACGACACAGGGGCAGGACGAGGCAACUCCUCAUUGUGAUGUACAGAUUUCAAACAACGACACCACUGAGUCACCAAGCACUGGCAAACGACCCAAAAAAGCAAAGCAGGGACAGGUUUCAAAAAGCACAGCCAUUCGGUCCUCGAGCUAUACUCCUAAGGAAGAUGAGGUUAUCUGUUCAGCUUACCUGAAUGUGUCAAAAGAUCCUGUUGUCUCUGUGAAUCAGCCCAGCAAAACUUAUUGGGAGAGAAUUUGUGACUACUACAACGAGAAUCGUGGCAUGUAUGGCCAAAGGACCAUUUCCUCCCUCCAACACAGAUGGGGUGAAAUAUCCAAAGAUACUUGCAAGUUCACUGGGUUUUAUGCAGAGAUUGAAAGGAAGAACCAAAGCGGCAAAAAUGAGGAUGAUAAGAUAAAAGAUGCGCUGCAGUUGUAUAAUGGUGUUCUUGGUCACUCUUUCAAGUUCAUUCAUUGCUGGUUCAUAUUGAGGCACGAGCAGAAAUGGCAUGAGUUUGUUGCAGAGAAGAAGCAACAUAAUAAAACAAGGCCGGAGCCCUCUGCUGAACCUGUGAGCCCAAUGGCGCCGGCAACAGAUACUCCUCAGAUCAAUGCCCAGAAUGAGGUUAGACCAAUGGGCAGGGAUAGUGCAAAGAGGUUAAGGAGUGCAAACUCAUCUGCUAGCUCUACUGGGUGUCUUGAGGUGCUGCAAAAGAUCCGUAGUGACAGGGCUAAGUAUGAAGAAAGGCAAGAGGAACAUAUCAAGGAUGAGUCGAAGGAAAUGGUAGAGAGAUACGAGAGGAAGCUGAGACUACAAGAGGAGUCCAUUAAUUUUCAGAAGGACUCCAUGAAUUUUCAGAAGGAGUUGUUGAUAAAGCAGGUCUCUAUUCAAGAGAAAAUGUUGGCACUUCAAGAAAAAGAACGUGUGGAUAAAGUCAUGAUGGCUGACUUGGAUAAAUUUCCAUCAUGGGUGCGUGACUAUUAUGUCAUCGAGCAAAAAGAGAUUGCUGCCAGAAGACUACAAGCUGGUCAGCCAUCUGGUGAAAAGUGAGCUUCCGAGUGUUUGAGCUGGUCAGCCCUGUACUUGGGCUGUAUUAUUGUGUGCUGCACAAUCUUAGUG